GACUGCAAGGUGAGCAGCUGCCCGCACUCCGGCUCCACACAAGUCUUGGACGACCGCUACGCCGUUAUCGAAGCGGCCGUGGAGGUCCUCUACCAUCAAAGCACACAGCUCUUCCCUGGGAACGAUGACACGGUCCCCAACCAAGUGAAGCUCGCCAUCGAUCCAGAGGCGGAGAUCGUCUACUGGUUCUCCCCACAGCCCAGCACGGGCUAUGUGUCUCUGUUGUACCUGGACGUCCAGGGAUGGACACCCAGCCAGGGAGUCUUUGAACCCUGCGACGUCGGCGAGGUGGCGGGCCACUAUGCAUACGGUUCUUGGUCCUCCUUGGUGGUCGCCUGCGAUGGCACACUUCUGAGCCAUGAGGUGAAUGCCAUUAAGGCCUUGAACUUCGCGAACGACACGCACGUGGCUGCCUGCAAAGCGCAGGCCGCCCUCUGGCCGACUCUGGAUCCAGACGGGCGGACCGGUUGGAAAGGAUGUUGGGACCGGAUCAUGGACACCGGGACUGCUUCUGCGACUGGCGCCAACGUGCUCAAGGCCAUGACCUACGACCCGAAACGCGACCAGGUGUACUAUGCCUUCCGACACACCACGACGACGGAGUCUAUCUCGCGCUUCUCGCGGACUGCCGGCCCCCAAGGACCUGGCAACGACGAGGUGGUGUAUUCUGGCAUCUUCUACGAGUUCCCGCCACGCAGCGACAAGGGUGCCGCCUUCAUUGCUGGCUUGGCUCUGGAUACGCUCAACGAACAAAUCUAUGUGGCAAACUACUACGGGAACUCAGCCAAGCAAUCCCUGGCGAUGCUCCCUCUUCCCGAGAACAAGUUUUAUCCAGGUGAGAACAAAGUCGUCCACGCAAAGUACUGGCCCAUGGACUUGGUCGCCGAAGAUGAUGCUCCUAUUGCCUGCCUGUACGGACAUCAGUCGAUCGAGCACUCCAGUGGGUAUGGCAACCGCAAGUGCGAAUACCAGGGUGAACGUCUUCAAUGGACACUUCGACACACCGGCAUGGACGUUAUCCUUCCAAACCCGGAGGGCAUCACGAGGUUCUAUGUCACGGACACCUCCAACAACCUGGCGGUGCUGCCUCCGAAGCCGGUCCUGCUUGGGCGCUCUGCACCCUUCAACUGGACGCAGUUCUUCUACAUGCUGCCCCAUGCGAAGAUCGGUACAAGCAAAACGAAUGGCUGGACCUUCCUCAGCAUGCCUGUGACCGCCACCGACCUAGGCUACCAGCCCAGCUUUGACCUUUGUGCCGAACUCUGCUCCACGUUCUGGCGCAAUGGCACCCAGCGCUGUGUGGCGUUUGACUGGCGCAUGUCCAAUCACGACUGUGAGUUCUUGAAGGACCAAGGCAGACUUCCGAAUCAUACGAAGAGUUGCGCCUACUCCAAUAGCGGCCCGUCUUGCUUGUUCGCCUUGGUGCCACUGACGGAUUCUGCGGAUAGCUUCUCUAUGUGGCCCAAUCCUUGCUUCACCAUGCCAACGGCAGACAGUGACGGCAAUGCGUGGAUCAUCGCCGAAUCCGGCUAUGCCCCGGCUGGAGGCUGGCCCAGCUAUGUGCGAGAGGGAUAUAGCUUCGACAAGGAACGCUCGUUGACCUUCUUCCUGCGACCGGAGUUGCUCGAAGAAACUGCGGAGGCCCAGGCCAUGCGCGACAUGUGGCGACAAGCAGUGCCAAAUGCACGCUGGUAUGGCACCUCGCAGGAAAAAGAGUACACGGUCGGUGACUACGCCAGGAACGGCAAUGCCAUCUUUCCGGGUGACCUGCAAGCCGAGAUCUUCAAGAACAGGGUUCAGGGUGUGGAUCCCGAUGACACGAAUCCCCCUGCCAUGCCAACGACUGCAGCAUCCUGCUUUGCAAGCGACGUUGUCGCGACAACUACGGCCGCGACAGGUGGAGAGACCGGGGGUACCAGCGACCCCGGCGGCGACGGCGUGUCGUCGACUUCCACCACAGGCUCCUCAGAUGAUGGGACGAGUAGCCCAGUGCUCGGUGGGACGGCCGACAAGACCAUUGGCCUGGGAUCUCCGAUCCUACUCCUCUCGGUCAUCUUCAUGAACACCUGA
Messenger RNA from Symbiodinium necroappetens, 2070 nucleotides. NCBI's taxonomy places the organism in Eukaryota, Dinophyceae, Suessiales, Symbiodiniaceae. The record is from the annotation of a GenBank genome assembly.